Medioppia subpectinata is the source of this 1023-nucleotide messenger RNA. Lineage: Eukaryota; Metazoa; Arthropoda; Arachnida; Sarcoptiformes; Oppiidae. The record is from the annotation of a GenBank genome assembly.
AUGAUGCUGUUUGAAGUCAAAGAGCCCAUUUAUGAUCAUAAGCCGAUUGGAGACGUGACGUACAGCCGAGAGAUGGGUUACCCCAACACGUGGUUUAUUGUAAUGGAUUCGCGAGAAUUGCCCGUAAAUCAGGUGAAGGCCUUUGAGUUAUGCGGACAACAAUUGGUGGCGUUUAGGGGGCCGUCGGCUGCGGUCCACGUCCUCACCGCCUAUUGUCCACAUUUGGGCGCAAAUCUCGGUGUCGGCGGACAUGUGGUGACUGAGUCAUUAUGCGGACAACAAUUGGUGGCGUUUAGGGGGCCGUCGGCUGCGGUCCACGUCCUCACCGCCUAUUGUCCGCAUUUGGGCGCAAAUCUCGGUGUCGGCGGACAUGUGGUGACUGAGUCAGAGUCGGACGACGACUGUAUUCAGUGUCCAUUCCAUGGCUGGAGGUUUGGCGGAGACGGACAGUGCAAACAAAUACCUAAUCUUAAAAAGAGUGAAUUAAAACCAUUGAAUGCAAGGGUUAAACGGUGGCGAGUGAUGGAGCAAAACGACAUGAUAUACGUCUGGCAUCACACAAGCGAUGCAGAGCCCGACCACUGCCUCCCAGACCUGUCCAAGAAGUACAACAUUCCCAACCUUACAGUACUCUCCAAAUACACCUACAAGAUAUACACAUCAUCACAGCAAGUAAUGGAAAACCUAAUUGACAUUGAGCACAACGACUAUGUGCACGCGCAUUUCAUCAGGGGUGUUCUAAGCACCAAGUUCAUUAUAACGGGCGAUGGCACUGAGGACAGUCCGAUGGUCGUAUUCAUCGAUAAAGUCACCACAAUGCACCUGGAGCAAAGGGCGUGCACACCCGCAUACGCCGAGUCCCACAUCAAAUACAUCGGUAUACCAGGGGUUACGCCCGCGAUGUUAAUCUUGUCGGCUAUCAGUUUGGCGCCCGAAAGGAUGCUCUUCAACACCCGAUUUCUGGGCACUCCUACCCUAUGGAAUCAAAUUGUAUUAUGGUUGUUUCACCGCAUUUAUCUAUAA